GGGGCCUGAGCGGCCCCAGCUGCGGCACCCACAGGGCUCCCGUCUCUGCCUCAGGACAAGUCCACCUUCUUCACCCGGGACCCCACCCGCUCCCCAAAGAUGGAGAUGACCAAGGGGGAACACGAGCUGGCCUUCAUGGGGGCUCCCCAGCACUCAGGGCCCGUGAUGUACACCGUGGUCGAUGUCCCGACUGACACCGUGGUGCGUGACCACGUCGUCUGGUCCCUGUUCAGCACCCUCUUCCUCAACCCCUUCUGCCUGGGCUUCGUGGCGUUCGCCUACUCCGUGAAGUCUAGGGACCGGAAGAUGGUGGGAGACAUGGUUGGGGCCCAGAGGUUUGCCUCCACUGCCAAGUGCCUCAACAUCUGUACGCUGAUCCUUGCCUUCCUUGCGUUGGUCAGUUUCCUCGUUUUCUAUAUCGUUGAAUCUACUUCGAGCAUUUCCCGGCAAUACUGA
This is a messenger RNA of Pipistrellus kuhlii (Kuhl's pipistrelle), 456 nucleotides long. Its product is annotated as interferon-induced transmembrane protein 3-like. Bases 100 to 456 code for a protein of 118 amino acids. The record is from RefSeq and is a predicted model, not a curated record. Lineage: Eukaryota; Metazoa; Chordata; Mammalia; Chiroptera; Vespertilionidae. The transcript is spliced from 2 exons. Gene Ontology annotation, biological process: defense response to virus; response to interferon-beta; response to type II interferon. Gene Ontology annotation, cellular component: plasma membrane.